UACAGUCCUUGUCGAUGUCAUGGGAGGCCCCAGGUGGGGUGUCAACCCCCAGUCACCCCCGCCCACCCUUGCGCCCGGGAGUAUCACCUCGCCCCCCGCACCCCAGCAGGCACCUCGACAACGAGGACGCCAUGGAUGAGUUCCCUGUGCCCCCGCCCCCGGCCCCCGCCGAGCAGCCCGUGCAAGCCGCCGUCGUGCCCGCCGCGCCCGAGGAGCUCGCCGCCGAGGAGCAGGCCGCCGCAUGCACCCUGCAGCAACAGCAGGCCCCGCAGGACCAGGCCGCUGCCGUGGCGCUGGACUCUACCAAGGCAUGCAUCAGGGCACCAUCUGCCCCCUCCCGCCCCCACACCCCUGCCGCAAGGCCCCCCCAACUUGUUAUACUGCAGGACCAGUCUCCUAAGCAAUCAAAUAAUGAGAAGUAUUUCUGGCGAUAA
This is a messenger RNA of Frankliniella occidentalis (western flower thrips), 434 nucleotides long. RefSeq lists its product as uncharacterized. The transcript is spliced from 4 exons. The record is from RefSeq and is a predicted model, not a curated record. Bases 15 to 434 code for a protein of 139 amino acids. NCBI's taxonomy places the organism in Eukaryota, Metazoa, Arthropoda, Insecta, Thysanoptera, Thripidae.